Tachysurus fulvidraco (yellow catfish) is the source of this 6179-nucleotide messenger RNA. RefSeq names its product neuroligin 4 X-linked b (gene nlgn4xb). Bases 705 to 3161 code for a protein of 818 amino acids. The record is from RefSeq and is a predicted model, not a curated record. The transcript has 6 exons. NCBI's taxonomy places the organism in Eukaryota, Metazoa, Chordata, Actinopteri, Siluriformes, Bagridae. Gene Ontology annotation, molecular function: neurexin family protein binding; signaling receptor activity. Gene Ontology annotation, cellular component: postsynaptic specialization membrane; synapse; cell surface. Gene Ontology annotation, biological process: neuron cell-cell adhesion; postsynaptic membrane assembly; modulation of chemical synaptic transmission.
UUCAUUAAUCCCUUUAGGUGUCUUAAUAAAACACUAACGUAUUAAAAUUGCGUUGAUUGCUUUCACGUGCAUUGCCCCGCCCCCCACCGCCCCCACCUCUCUGCACGUCGCCUCCACGGGUUUUUUUCCCCUUCUUUUUUCCUGCGCGUGCCGCAUUCUGUCCCCCGUCCGCGUCAGAGGGAUGAAGAGACACACGGCCGAGAUGCUCACAGUGAGUGUCGCGCGCGCGCGUUCUCGCGCAGUAUCGGCUCGAGACGGUCUUUCAGGAGGUUUUCGAGUCAUCUCCAUCAUCAUCAUUAUUACCAUCAUCAUCUCCAUCAUCACGAGGUAGGAGCACCGAAAGCUCUCGUGCGCGCGCUUUUGGUUUUAUUUCAUUUGAUCCUUCGCUUUCUAUGAGCGCGAGCGCGAAAUGCAUGGAUUUGGUUUAGUGGUUGUGCUGAAUUUCCCUUUAUACGUGCAGCAGUGUGAGGAAGAGGACAUGCACGGGGAUGAUCAUUCUGCCUGGAACUAAGCCAUAGAAGUGACUGCGUCAUCGCUCUAGCUGUCCAAACAAGGGCAAACGGAUCUAAGACGGCGCCUUGUCAUGAGCAGGAACAAAGGCAGCAACCCAAUUGGCAAGUACGCCGUCUAUCAGCCUGUCGCAGUCCGGCUGGAGUAAGACAGUUGUUGUUUUUUGGGACUUCUGUUCACUCAAUAUCAGCAAAAUGUUCACUCCGGACAAAGCGGUAUGGCUACCGGCUCGUGUGUCCUGGCUGAAGCUGAAGAUUCUGCUUCGGAUCUUCAUCAUGGCUUCAGGAGUAGCAGGAGUCACUUGUCAGCAAGUCCAGUACACCACAGUCACAACAUAUUAUGGGAAACUCCGGGGGUUUAGGGCUGCAUUGCCCAGUGAGAUCCUGCGCCCUGUGGAGCAGUAUCUGGGCGUACCUUAUGCCAUGCCUCCUACAGGAGAAAGACGCUUCCAGGCUCCUGAACCACCCAAUUCUUGGUCAAGCAUCAGGAACGCCACCCAGUUCGCCCCUGUUUGCCCUCAGUUCCUGGAGGAUCGAUUUCUGUUGAGUGACAUGUUGCCUGUUUGGUUCACAGCAAAUCUGGACACGGUGGCCACUUACGUACAAGACCAGAGCGAGGACUGUCUGUACCUGAACAUCUACGUGCCCACAGACGAAGAUGUAAGCGGUGACGAGGAGGACGUGCUCAAACCGGUCAUGGUCUACAUUCAUGGUGGCUCUUAUGUUGAAGGAACUGCGAACGUGAUUGACGGAAGUGUCCUUGCCAGCUACGGUGAUGUCAUCGUCGUCACCGUAAACUACCGUCUGGGGGUUUUAGGGUUCUUGAGCACAGGUGAUCAAGCUGCCAAAGGGAAUUAUGGACUCUUGGACCAGAUUCAGGCUCUCAGAUGGGUAAAAGAGAACAUUCAGGCUUUUAACGGCGAUCCGCGAAGAGUGACAAUAUUCGGGUCUGGAGCUGGAGCGUCAUGUGUCAGUCUGCUGACAUUGUCCCACUAUUCUGAAGAUCUGUUCCAGAAAGCAAUUAUUCAGAGUGGCACAGCUCUUUCUAGCUGGGCCAUUAACUACCAGCCAGCCAAAUACACACGAAUGCUGGCUGAGAAGGUAGGGUGCAAUGAAGACGACUCUAUGGAAGUGAUCCAAUGCCUCCAGAAUAAGAACUACAAAGAGCUCAUCGAGCAGAACAUAACUCCUGCCAAGUACCAUAUCGCUUUUGGACCCGUAAUUGAUGGAGAUGUUGUUCCAGAUGACCCACAGAUCCUGAUGGAGCAAGGCGAGUUUCUGAACUACGAUAUCAUGCUUGGGGUGAACCAGGGCGAGGGGUAUAAAUUUGUGGAUGGUAUCGUGGACAGUGAGGAUGGUGUUGCUGGAAAUGACUUUGAAUUUGCCGUGUCAGACUUUGUUGAUAACUUGUAUGGCUACCCGGAAGGGAAAGAUACCCUGCGGGAGACAAUUAAGUUCAUGUACACGGAUUGGGCAGAUAAGGAAAAUCCAGAAACAAGACGCAAAACACUGGUUGCGCUUUUUACCGAUCACCAGUGGGUGGCGCCUGCAGUGGCCACCGCGGAUCUACACGCUCAGUAUGGUUCACCUACGUAUUUCUAUGCCUUCUACCACCACUGCCAGAGCGAAAUGAAGCCAGCCUGGGCAGAUUCUGCGCAUGGAGAUGAACUUCCAUAUGUUUUUGGUAUCCCUAUGAUUGGUCCGACUGAUCUCUUCAGCUGCAACUUCUCUAAGAAUGAUGUAAUGUUGAGUGCCGUGGUUAUGACCUACUGGACUAAUUUUGCCAAAACAGGAGACCCAAACCAGCCGGUUCCCCAGGACACGAAAUUUAUUCACACCAAACCUAAUCGCUUUGAAGAAGUUGCAUGGUCCAAGUACAAUCCUAAAGACCAGCUGUACCUUCACAUCGGUCUCAAGCCACGUGUCCGAGACCACUACAGGGCCACCAAGGUUGCUUUCUGGCUGGAGCUUGUGCCACAUUUGCACAACAUCAACGAACUUUUCCAAUAUGUCUCGUCAACCACCAAGAUCCCUCCUCAGGAUACGACUCCUUACUCAUACACCAAGCGCUUAUCCAACAAACUUUGGCCGUCCACCACCCGGCACCCAUCGGUUCCUUCAUCUAACACCAAGCAGUCCACGGACCAGCAGAAGAAUCCCGAGCACGAGGAUAGCUCCGUAACCAUAGAAGCUCGAGACUAUUCUACAGAAUUAAGUGUCACUAUCGCAGUCGGAGCAUCCUUACUCUUUCUAAACAUCCUGGCCUUUGCAGCUCUCUAUUACAAAAAGGACAAGCAUCGAUUUGAGGCCACUCGCCGUCCGAGUCCACCGAGGAACCUUGCUAAUGAUGUACAAAGGGUUCCGAAUGAGGAUCUAAUGUCCUUGCAGAUGAAGCAACUCGAUCACGGCCACGAUCAUGAUUGCGAGUCAUUGCAAGGGCAUGACAUGCUCCGGCUCACUUGUCCUCCGGACUAUGCCCUGACUUUACGCCGUUCCCCGGACGACUUCCCGAUCAUGACGUCAAACACCAUCACCAUGAUUCCAAAUUCUCUCUCUGUGAUUCAGUCGCCAUACCAUCCUUUUAACCCAUAUGCCAACAGUACGCCAAGCAAUACCGGCCUCCCACACGGACACUCUACCACUAGAGUAUAACUCAGUGCCAACGACUGUACUUUACAAGCAGCAGAUUAUUAUUUAAGUCAAACAGAGUGCACCUGGAUGUUUGGAGACAAGCACUAAAGGUGUUAUUUUAUUACUGACUACUCUAUGAACUAUCUCAAAUAACCUGUAUAAUGUGAACAAUGAAUGUAAUGAUUUUCACAUUUAAGGCAAAGCCAAGUAAGCUGAGGACUCUUCUUUAAUCUCUAGCACUACGAUACCCUGUAUGAAAGCCCAUCGUUUCUGUCCUGAUCUCUUUGCGUAGACUGUAGACUGAUCUUCUGAGAUCCCCUCAAUCCUAAAUCAGUGAUAUCAUCAGUUUUUUGAUUGGUUGCUCUGGUAGAAACAAUAGCAUUAGCCAUGGCCAUCAUGGCUGUCUUUAGUACUGAGAUCAAUAUUUCCUGAUAAUUAUUGAUUGAAAUAAAAGUUUUGCUAUAAUUAGGCUUUUUAGUUGACCAUUUAAGAAAAAUUUCACCAUCCAGUACCAAAAACAAUCAUUUCCUCUAUUUCAGGUUUAAGGAUUCUAUAGUAAUGGGUUUUAUGCUAAUGAACUCAAAGCAUUUGUGCUAAAAGCAUAAUAGAUGAUGGAAAAGGCUUACAGGAGGUUUUGGUUAAAUUUGGCAAGUCCACAUAACCUACUUGAAUCUUUCCAGACGAAGAUGUUGAUUGGCUUUUGAUCUGUUACAUGGUAACUUGUACUCGGCUAAAUUAACGCACUCCUACACAAAUGUUCAGUGUAGAGAAGACUUAGAGAAGACGUGAUGUUGCACAAUCCUAAUAAUAAUGUCUCCUCAUAAUGGCAUUGUCUAUGGAUCGAAGGGACCAUAAAGACAUCCAGAAAUCAUUGUUAUUCUCAUACAGUUUAAAUCCAGACAAAGAGAUCAGAGUGCAGUGUAAAUAUCUGUGCCAUGUACCGAGUUCAGAUACUGUAAAUCUUAUGAGUUUAGCUCCUAAUUGCCUUAAACAGGGCAAUAAUCCCAUUUCUCAGUCCAAAUAAUGCUUAUUUAAGAGCCUAAAGUAAUGUAUAUAGCUUAGGAUAAAGCACAAAAUGAAGAAAAGGCUAGUGCUUGUAUUGUUGUUUCCCUUCUAAAGACCCGUUGCUUCUCAUGCAGACGCUGUCUAUCUUUUCCGUUUCAUUUGUUCUCGACAUGCUGUUGGUGUUGUAGAUCUCAUUCUCAUGCUGUCGGCUUAACUCUGUGCCUCAAAGGCUAAAUGUCUUUUGUGAUUUUCAAAAACGUCCAAAAAUUGAGAACCUACUUGUGUGAAUGUCAAACUUUGCCAGUCCUCAGGAAGUGUCAACAGACAUGCUGUCAUUUAUUUACUGCCGACACGUUACCGUGGAGACGAGCCGCAUGAUUUUAUAGCCCAGCUGUUUUUACCCACGUCCGCAUUUUGUAGCUCGUUAUACUGCAACGAAAGGUUUGAUUUAAGCCUGACCGCAGAUUUUAGUACCAUUCACUCAACUCUUGCUUCAUUUAUAGAGAAAUUGAUGUGUGAUGCUCAGCGCCUUCACCAAUAAAGUCUCCCAAGGGCAAGGAAUCAGAGACGUUUGUCAGAAGCAUUCUCCCAUCUGCAGGGUGUAGAUGUCAUACAGCACAGCCCUUUAAAACCACUGCUCUGAAAUUCUUAACUCUUAUCAGAUUGAUGCAAUUUAGCAAAAAAAGGUGUUUUUUCUUUUCUUUUUUGCUAACCUUGAGACUUUAAAUAGAGAGAUGAUUUUUCCAUCCCAGAAAGGUUCAGGUUUCAGACAUGAAAGACUGAAAACGGAAACAGGUGCAAAUAAACAUCUGUAUGGUCCAAGCACCGUUGUCAAGUCGUGCUCCUUGAAUACCUUAUUAGAAUCCUAUUGGAAUCCUGAUGAUGGCUCGGCUUCAUAAUGAAAACUCAGACAUUUCAGCUUGAUCAGACUUUGGGGAUCAGCUCAGUAAUUUGACAGCUUUUUUUGUGAAGAUGUGACAUCAUCAAAUCAUAGGACUAGUUAACAGAUGUAGUUUUUGGAUAUUAGCUCAACAUCUACGCUCUUGAGACGUACUUGUUGGGUGGGGAAAAAAAGUUUUAAUAGUAGAACUCAAGGUCAAGAGGUAAAAAGAAAAAUGAGCUACAGUGCCACCAUCAGGCCAGUCUGACGCAUGCAGCCAGACUAAUAUACAGCAUAUAGGAAGAAGAAAAACAACAACCAGAACAAUCGCAAAUGAAACAAACAACAUGGUCUCAGCAUUUGAGGUGCUUGGACCCCUAAUUAUCGCUGAAGGCUCAUGGGCUUCACAGACUCUCAGUUGCAUGUCAGGGGGUGUGGCCUAUUAUACAGUCAUUAUAUGCAGUGAUGAUCAUGCAUAAAGAUGGGAGAAAGAAGAGAAUAUUUUUUGUUUUCUCAUUUCAACAUCGUGUGUUCGGCUUCUGAUGCUUAGAUCGAGGGUUUUUUGUUCUUUAUUAUAAUGGCAGUCCUGUAAAUAUUUAACCUUCUCCUGUAUUUUUGAGCUGGAUUUGUUUAAUCUGAGCAGAGACUAUAUACUAAAAUUAUUCUUUUAAUCUACUGUAAAUGUCCAUUGUAUUCUAAGUAACAGUUCAAACUGAGCUGACAUUAAAGUUUUGUUGAACUCUGUGGUUGUUGUAGUAGGUCUGCACCAGGACAGGUCAUUACAGGUCAGGUCAUUACAGGACAGGUCAUUACAGGACAGGUCAUUACAGGACAGGUCAUUACAAGACAGGUCAUUACAAGACAGGUCAUUACAGGUCAGGUCAUUACAGGACAGGUCAUCGCAGGUCAAACCAUCUUUAAAACAACUUCAGGCUUCACAUAGUGAAACAGCUCUGAUGUGAUGCUGGUGUUGUAACAGAGGAGUCAUGUGAUUGACGUCUAUAAGUAAACAGGACUAACAAACCUCUCGGCCCACUGCAGAACUUCAGGUUCAACCCGCAGUUUUUUUUUUUAAUGUUUGCUUUUGGCUCGCCGUGUAUGAGACUUUUCUGUCAUUUCUAAAAUAAAAGUAUAAUAAAAGAUUGUAGAUCUUU